Molecule: messenger RNA, 3191 nt
Organism: Benincasa hispida (wax gourd)
Lineage: Eukaryota; Viridiplantae; Streptophyta; Magnoliopsida; Cucurbitales; Cucurbitaceae
Product: Leucine-rich repeat protein kinase family protein
Biological process (GO): protein phosphorylation
Molecular function (GO): ATP binding; protein binding; protein kinase activity
Source: RefSeq, a predicted model, not a curated record
CUUCAAUUCAUUACUUAUUUCCUUCUUCAUCACUUUAUCUAUCUUACACUAAGAAACAACAUUUUUUCUCCAAACCUUUCUUUUCUUUUUUUUUUUUCUCCUCUUUUUUAAUCUCCAAACCUCUUUCUUCUCCAAGACUUCACUUGGAGACUUCAAAUUAAAGUGGCAAUAAUGGAAUUUCAUCUCUUGUGGGUUGGCUUCUUCCUUUGCUCUGGAUUUUGGGUUCUUACAUUGAGUGAUCAAGAUGGUUUCCUAAGCUUAUCUUGUGGAGCAACUACCACCUUCACCGACUCCUCCAACAUUUUAUGGCUUCCGGACGUCGGCUACAUCAGCUCCGGUAACACGUCAAUCAUCGACAACGGUCAUGCUCGGUUCUUCCCUGACCCCCGAGCGCGAAAUUGUUACAAGUUGCCACUUAAAAAUACCUCCUCAUCAGUUCUUAUUAGAGCUAAAUUUGUGUAUAAAAACUAUGACAAACUUGGGAAGCCCCCUGCAUUCUUUGUUUCUCUUGGGACAGCCAUAACUAGCAUUGUCAACCUUACUUUUCAUGAACCUUGGACUGAGGAGUUUGUAUGGCCAGUUAACAAGGAAACUGUCUCCUUUUGUUUACAUUCCAUUCCUCUAAGUGGUAGCCCUUUGAUAUCUUCGAUCGAACUCCGGCCACUACCGCGAGGAUCGUACGAAGAUGAUGGCUUGCUUCAGAGUCGGGCUCUUAGAAAGUCUUAUCGAAUCAAUUGUGGUUACACUAAUGGAUCUCUCAGGUACCCGAUCGAUCCAUACGACCGAGUAUGGGACGCGGAUCGCAACUUCAAGCCAUUUCAUGUGUCAUCAGGGUUCAAAGUUGAGGCCAACUUUGAUUUGAUAGGAGUGAAGGAAGCUCCACCAGCUGCAGUGGUUGAAACAGCAAGAGUUUUGACAAGAAGAGAUGAGCUAAGCUAUAACUUUCCACUUGAAGAGGAAGAAGGAGAUUACUAUGUGAUUCUUUAUUUUGGUGGGAUUCUUGCUGUUCAUCCUUCAUUUGAUGUGUUAAUCAAUGGGAGAGUUAUAGAAUCAAAUUACACUUUUGAAAAGGGAGAGAUAAGGGCUUUAUAUGUCAUUCAAGAACAAAUCAAGAGCUUGAAUAUCACUCUCAAGAGUGUUAAAUACUAUCCUCAGGUCAAUGCUAUUGAGGUCUAUCAGAUUGUUCAUGUUCCUUUGGAAGCUUCAUCAACCACAGUUUCAGCCCUACAGGUGAUUCAUCAAUCUACUGGUUUGAAUUUGGGUUGGGAAGAUGAUCCAUGUUCCCCAAGAACAUGGGAUCAUGUUGGAUGUGAAGGAAACCUUGUUACAUCCCUAGAGCUUUCCAACAUCAACUUGAGGACGAUCAGCCCGACGUUUGGCGACAUUCUCGAUCUCAAAUUACUGGAUUUGCACAACACUUCACUUUCAGGGGAAAUACAAAAUUUGGGCAGUCUGACCCAUCUUCAAAAUUUGAACUUGAGUUUCAACAAGCUAACAUCAUUUGGGUCAGAUUUGGAGAACCUUAGCAACCUCAAAAUUCUGGACUUGCAGAAUAAUAGCCUGCAGGGAAUUGUUCCAGACGGCUUGGGAGAACUUGAAGAUCUCCAAUUAUUGAAUUUGGAGAACAAUAGGCUGGAAGGCACCCUUCCAUUAUCCUUGAACAAGGGAAGUCUGGAAAUUAGAACAAUAGGAAAUCCUUGCCUGUCUUUCUCCACAAUGACAUGCAAUGAUGUGUCAUCAAAUCCAGCCAUUGAAACACCACAAGUAACAGUUGUUCCUGAAAAGAAGGAGAUGAACAGCCAUAAUAAUACUAACAAUCAUAUAGCUAUCAUAAUUAUUGUUUCUGCAGUUGCUUCUGCUUUGCUAGUUCUCAUCACUCUCUGCCUUUCACUUUUACUCUACAUGAGGAGGCACUCUCAACACACAACAACUGAACUCACAUACUCAACAAAAGCAGCAAUGGAGCUAAGGAAUUGGAACUCUGCAAAAGUAUUCUCAUACAAGGAGAUAAAGGCAGCUACAAACAACUUCAAGGAGGUGAUUGGAAGAGGAAGCUUUGGAUCUGUUUAUCUUGGAAAGCUUCCAGACGGGAAACUUGUCGCUGUCAAAGUAAGGUUUGACAAAACUCAACUUGGGACUGAUUCCUUUAUCAAUGAGGUUCACCUCUUGUCUCAAAUUCGUCAUCAAAAUCUUGUUUGUUUGGAAGGAUUUUGUAAUGAAUCGAAACGACAGAUACUUGUUUAUGAGUAUUUACCUGGUGGAUCCUUGGCUGACCACAUCUAUGGCAUGAACAAAAAAAGUGUUUCACUUAGCUGGAUUAGAAGACUCAAAGUUGCUGUUGAUGCAGCAAAAGGGUUGGACUAUUUACACAAUGGAAGUGAGCCAAGAAUAAUCCACAGAGAUGUGAAGUGUAGUAACAUUCUUUUGGAUAUGGAAAUGAAUGCAAAAGUUUGUGAUUUUGGGCUUUCCAAGCAAAUUUCACACCCUGAUGCAACUCAUGUCACCACUGUUGUCAAAGGCACUGCUGGCUAUUUGGAUCCUGAGUACUAUUCAACUCAACAGUUAACUGAAAAGAGCGACGUGUAUAGUUUUGGAGUUGUGUUGUUGGAGCUCAUUUGUGGAAGAGAGCCCUUGAGUCGCACAGGAACUCCAGAUUCUUUCAACUUGGUGCUAUGGGCAAAACCCUACUUACAAGCAGGUGCAUUUGAGAUAGUAGAUGAAAAUUUGAGAGGAAGCUUUGAUGUUGAAAGCAUGAAAAAGGCAGCUCUUGUUGCUAUAAGGUGUGUGGAAAGAGAUGCUUCUCAAAGGCCUAAUAUAGGACAAGUUUUGGCAGACCUAAAUGAUGCUUAUGAUGCACAAAUUGCAUAUCUUUCUAAUUUUGACCAUUGAGAGACUUUAUUUUAAUUUGGAGGCAAUGGUAAGGAAUAUAAUCUAUCGUCUAUUGUCUAUUUAUUUAUAUCUAUACUAUAAAUUUGUACAAGAUUUUCUUUUUUUUACACAUGUAAAAUAAGAUAAUGUUAUAUUAUUAGAGAGUAAAAUGUUAUGAUCGAAGGACAAAAUGUUAUGUGUUAAAGUUCUUCGAUUCGUAUAUGAAGGAAAAAUUUGAUUGGGUAAUCUUGUUUUCUAAAAAUAUUUGUAAAUAUGUAUUUUUAUGAGAAUAUGAUUGAUGUAAAAAUAUAUAUUUUUUUUUG